Molecule: messenger RNA, 1827 nt
Organism: Perca fluviatilis (European perch)
Lineage: Eukaryota; Metazoa; Chordata; Actinopteri; Perciformes; Percidae
Gene: gnpnat1
Product: glucosamine-phosphate N-acetyltransferase 1
Exons: 6
Coding region: 197-751 (184 amino acids)
Biological process (GO): UDP-N-acetylglucosamine biosynthetic process
Cellular component (GO): endoplasmic reticulum-Golgi intermediate compartment; endoplasmic reticulum; Golgi apparatus
Molecular function (GO): glucosamine 6-phosphate N-acetyltransferase activity; monosaccharide binding
Source: RefSeq, a predicted model, not a curated record
AGCAUAUUUGCCACGUCAUACAUGCCAGGCGGAAACAGCAGCCGAAAAAACCAAACACCCACGCUGUUCAGCUUAAUGAUGUAGCCCAACCUCCUACAUAAGUAGUAAAACUGCCAGGUUGUCACUGUAAUUACGUUACCUCAGUCUGGGAAUUCAACUGGACCAUCUCUUCUGGUGUUUUUACUGAUACUGUGGAAUGCUGCUGGACGAGACUCCACUCUUUGAGCCCUCUCUGCUGCAGGAGCUAGACUGGAGUAGCAACGCUGUCUCCUUCUCUCCCCCCAUUUCCCCAUCCAGCCCAGGGGAAGGCCUGGUGCUCAGGCCGCUCUGUACGGCAGACUUCAACAGGGGAUUCUUCAAGGUUUUAUCUCAACUCACUCAGACAGGCGAUGUCACACCAGAGCAGUUUACGAAAAAGUUUGAGCAUAUGAAGAAGACGGGAGACUACUACGUUGUUGUGGUGGAGGACACACAUCUGGGACAGAUUGUUGCCACGGCCACAUUGAUUACAGAACACAAAUUCAUCCACUCCUGUGCUAAGAGGGGCCGGGUGGAGGAGGUAGUAGUCAGUGACGUGUGCAGAGGGAAGCAGCUGGGCAAACUGUUAGUUUCAGCUCUUACUCUUCUCAGCAAAAAACUGAAUUGCUAUAAAAUCACACUGGAAUGUGCACCCAACAAUGUGGCUUUCUACCAAAAGUUUGGAUAUACCGCCUCACACGAGACUUACAUGCAGUGCCGAUUUUCCAACUGAGGACAACAGCAGCUUUAAACAUGGACCACACCUUUAUACAUGUAUGUUGAAGAAACCCCCCCCCCUCCUCUCUUUGGUAACCAUGGCUACCUCACCAUCAUCAUCUUCUCCCACCAUCUGAAGAAAGGAUUGUCAAUUACUGCAAAUGUAAUGUCUUACUGUGUUACAUUAUUAAGUAAUAUGCUGUGUACUAACAGAGGAAAUUUUAAUUAUAUCUGACUACCAUGCAACUGUCAGUAAAUAUAAUUGCUUGAGGAAAAAAAGAUGGUACCAAAUUAAGUUAUAUUUCCUAAGCAACUAAGGAAUCAUUACAAUGUUUACUAUAGUUCACUACAAAACCAAGUAUACAGGAAGGAAUUACUUUAGAUCAUUAUUCCAACUUAGUCUCACAGAUUUUUCAUUAAUCAGGCAAAUCACCAAAGAAAAGCAGUUUUGUUUCUUUUAAUAUGAAUAGUUAUAUAUAAUACUUUGGGUUUUACUGGGGCUUUUUUAUUUUUCCGACAUGUCCCCUUUGGUACAAAGUGCUCUUUAUCUCGGCAGGCUUUUUUCUUUGACAGUAAUGUUGCUGGAUAACUGUAACGAAGGUUUGAAUACUGCAAGACAUGAUCAUUACUAUCAAAUCAAGACUGUUCUAAUGUAUUUCUAGUCAACAAAAAGGUUUAUAUUUCAUGAGGCAGUGGUGAGUGAUUAACUAAGGUUCUAUAAGUUUUAUAUUUGGUCGAUAUUUGAUCACAGCUGUAGGAAUGAAACAACUUAUGAUGGGCAAUGGAAUAAAAAAAGAUUUUUGUAAAUGUCUUAUUUAAGUUACGGGAACAUUUAAUGUAAUUUAUUUCCAAAUAUGUAAAAGUACAUAAAAUAUUCUAUGAUCUACCAUGUUUCUUUGGUUAUAUUUUUAGUUGUAAAACAAAUCUGACAUUUGUAUUACAAUGCUAAUUUCUGUUUUAACUACGAAAAUGUUUUUUUGUACAGAUGGGGGAUGGGCAUGUCUAAUAAUAGUUGUGGCAAAACAUUUUCAAUCAAUUUUUGGUUAAGACGAAUUGUGCUCUCAGAGCUCAAACCAUUUGUAGGACAGCGAA